CCCUUUUUACUAUGCAAACCCACCCCUCCACCCCCCCACUCUCUCAAUAAGCUGUAUCAGCCCCUGUGUUGUCUCAUGUUAUACAAUAUGUUGAUCACUCCUGUUGUAAAGCCACACACAUGAUACAGUAUGGACGAGGCAUGUGUGAUAAGAUUAUAUGUUUGACAUACAUUUGUUAAGACUAUAUAUGUAAAGCUGGUGUGUUACACAGUUUGUAAACCUUUAUGUUUGUGAUACACAUUUGGUGUGAUUGUGUUACCAUGGUUACAUAAUGUGAUACGUUUUACAAUACUAUACCAUAUGUGUUUGUCAACAUAUGCAAUACAUAUUUGUGAUAUGUGUAUAUAUAUACACACACGGACGCACACACACAUUGAGUAUGUCAAUGGAUCUCAUGAAGAGUAUCUCAUGCAAAUUAUUCCUUAUUUAUAUUGAAUUUUGUCAACUGUAUCUUGACACCAAACUGGAUUAUGAAACAAACUGUGUCAGAGAAUGACAUAAGUGUUUGACUUAUAUUUAUCAUUUUGCUUGCCAUAUUAUCCUUGCCAAAUGAACUCUUCAUGUUUAUAUUCUGACAUAACUGACAGACUGGGCUUAAUUCCCACCAAGCUUUUUAUAGUUCUGCAACAAAUAUCAACAUAUGCUGCUGGAACAUUCCAAACAUUCUCACAUGCUGGAACAUCCCAAACAUUCUCACAUGCUGGAACAUCCCAAACAUUCUCACAUGCUGGAACAUUCCAAACAUUCUCACAUGCUGGAACAUCCCAAACAUUCUCACAUGCUGGAACAUCCCAAACAUUCUCACAUGCUGGAACAUCCCAAACAUUCUCACAUGCUGGAACAUUCCAAACAUUCUCACAUGCUGGAACAUCCCAAACAUUCUCACAUGCUGGAACAUCCCAAACAUUCUCACAUGCUGGAACAUCCCAAACAUUCUCACAUGCUGGAACAUCCCAAACAUUCUCACAUGCUGGAACAUUCCAAACAUUCUCACAUGCUGGAACAUUCCAAACAUUCUCACAUGCUGGAACAUUCCAAACAUUCUCACAUGCUGGAACAUUCCAAACAUUCUCACAUGCUGGAACAUUCCCAAACAUUCUCACAUGCUGGAACAUUCCAAACAUUCUCACAUGCUGGAACAUUCCAAACAUUCUCACAUGCUGGAACAUUCCACACAUUCUCACAUGCUGGAACAUUCCAAACAUUCUCACAUGCUGGAACAUUCCAAACAUUCUCACAUGCUGGAACAUUCCAAACAUUCUCACAUGCUGGAACAUUUCAAACAGUCUCACAUACUUGAAUGUUCCAAACAUUCUCAUAUGCUGGAACAUUCCAAACAUCCACACAUGCUGGAACAUUUCAAACAUUCUCACAUACAUGAACAUUCCAAACAUUCUCACAUGCUGGAACAUUCCAAACAUUCUCACAUGCUGGAACAUUCCAAACAUUCUCACAUGCUGGAACAUUCCAAACAUCUACACAUGCUGGAACAUUCCAAACUUCUCACAUGCUUGAAUGUUCCAAACAUUCUCACAUGCUGGAACAUUCCAAACAGGCUCACAUGCUUGAACAUUCCAAACAUUCUCAUAUGCUGGAACAUUCACAUAUAUUGUUCUUAUUUCAAAUCAAAAUGCACAUAUUUAGAUAGCUUGAUAAUACACUUUCAUGAUGAUGUGAUAAAGUGCAGUUUUAGGGGCUGCCGUGUUACCUUUGUGGUGUAGCCUAUCAGAUGUAGCUGAUUUUGAAUCAGAGAGGAACUCACAAGUCUCCACAUACAACUUAUAUUAAGUAAACUACUUUUAGAGUUGAAUGAAGAUGCAUAUAUGGAUCUGACGGGUAUAGCAACUGUUUCUUUGUUGUCAUGGCCAUUUACUCUAUGUUUUUAGUUGAAAUACGUACAAUGAACUGCUGUUAUACUGAGCUUGGUGCUCAAUGGUUAUAUCCAUAGGUUACUGUUCUCCAUUCCUGUGGGUAAGAUAAAUACUUGUACAUAUUUGAGGGGUCUUUGUUUUAAACCAAUUGCUGGUGUAUUCACCACUGGAAUCUCUGGUUUGGAAAAUAUUUUUAGUGAGGAUAUAAUUUUGCCGCUGUACUUGUGAUAAUACAUUUUGAGGUAAUAUGACAUUAAUGUGGCAGUUGGAGUCAUUAAUUCCAGCCCAAUCCAACCAGUCCCAAAGAUAUCAAACACAAUCCAGACUGAACCAGUAAAUCCAUGUUUGAAUAAGUUUGAAA
This is a messenger RNA of Haliotis rubra (blacklip abalone), 2232 nucleotides long. Its product is annotated as histidine-rich glycoprotein-like. The transcript is spliced from 4 exons. The coding region runs from base 550 to 1515 and encodes 321 amino acids. The record is from RefSeq and is a predicted model, not a curated record. Lineage: Eukaryota; Metazoa; Mollusca; Gastropoda; Lepetellida; Haliotidae.